AUGGAAACUAUUGAAAAUAUUGCUGGGUACCAAAAUUACUGGGAGACGACUUCAGUGUUGUGGAAUGAUGAGCUUAACAGUUGGGCAAUGGAUCAGGCAUCUACGCAGUGCUAUGAUUCAAGCUUGCUGGACGGAGCUGCUUCAACAAUAGCCUCUAAAAAUAUGGAUUCAGAGAGAAAGAGGAGGAAGAAGCUCAAUGACAAGCUCUUAGCACUUAGAGAAGCAGUCCCCAAAAUCAGCAAGCUUGACAAGGCUUCCACAGUCAAAGAUGCUAUUGAGUACAUCCAAGAUUUGCAAGAACAAGAGAGGACACUGCAAGCUGAGAUAAUGGAACUUGAAUCCGAGAGAUUGAAGAAAGAUCCUGGAUAUGACUUCGAGCAAGAGCUACCAGUCUUGUUAAGAUCCAAGAGAACAAGAUCUGACCAAAUUUAUUAUCCUAUGAGUUAUCCUAUCGAAGUUCAUGAAGUAAGUUACUCUUUUUGCACCGGUGUGACCUAA
This is a messenger RNA of Dovyalis caffra, 498 nucleotides long. The record is from the annotation of a GenBank genome assembly. NCBI's taxonomy places the organism in Eukaryota, Viridiplantae, Streptophyta, Magnoliopsida, Malpighiales, Salicaceae.